AUGACCUUUGAGAAAAUACUUGUGGAAUUGACUAUCGAUGGUCAGAACUGGAGGUUUUUUUACUUGCCCGCUUUAAAUGACAAACGCUAUGGAUUUGACGUUCCAGCCGUGGUUGAUUUUGCGGCAAUGAGAGAUGCGGUUGCUGGUCUGGGAGGGGAUCCCACAAAGAUCAAUCCUUGUUGUCCUAUGGACCUCGUGAUUGAUCAUUCGAUUCAAGUGGACUUCGCGAGAGCCCCGGAUUCCUUAUCAAAAAAUGAAGAAAUCGAAUACAGGAAGAACAAGUGGGGCGCAAAAGCGUUGAAGAAUCUGACAAUUGUUCUUCCUGGGUCUGGAAUUGUUCAUCAAGCAAACCUUGAGUUUUUGGCACGCGUUGUGUUUGAUAACGAAGAAGAUUGUCUUUUGUACUGCAACUCGCUGGUCGGGACAGACUCUCAUACCACCAUGAUCAACGGACUUGGAGUCCUUGGUUGGGGAGUUGGUGAUUGCCUAAGUCAUGUCCGUUCUUGGGAUCGAUUUUGGCACCGAUUGCUCAUGCUGGCAGCAUUGAAACCAUUGCAAACGACUAGUCUUCGUAACACCCCGUACCUUGAAAAUUUCAGAAUGACCUUCGAGAAAAUACUUGCGGAAUUGACUAUCGAUGGUCAGAACUGGAGGUUUUUUUACUUGCCCGCUUUAAAUGAUGAACGCUAUGAGAAACUACCUCUUUCAAUCCGCAUGUUGCUUGAAUCAGCGAUUUGCACUUUGGAUGGCUUUCAAGUUAAGGAGAAGGAUGUACAGAAUAUUCUUGACUGGGAGAAGUUGCAUACUGACCCCGAUGGAGUUGAGAUCCCUUUCAGACCAGCAAGGUGGGGCGCAAAAGCGUUGAAGAAUCUGACGAUUGUUCUUUCUGGGUCUGGAAUUCUUCAUCAAGCAAACCUUGAGUUUUUGGCACGCGUUGUUUUUGAUAAUGAAGAAGAUUGUCUUUUGUACUGCAACUUGCUGGUCGGGACAGACUCUCAUACCACCAUGAUCAACGGACUUGGAGUCCUUGGUUGGGGAGUUGGUGGUAAUUACUUGUUCCUUCGAUCCAAACAAGAGCCUGGCAGCGAGUUUGAUGACCUGAAAGGCGGCGCAGCUUUUGGAAGCAUCCUGACAGGCGUUCUCAAAGUCGGAAUGGAGAUGGAAGUCUGACCUGGGAUAGUUUCGAAAGACUCCAAAGUUCGACUGCUGUGUCAUCCGAUUUGUUCUUGCGUCGUUUCCUUGCUGGCUCAGCAAAACGAGCUGGCCUACGCGGUGGCCUGAUGGGUGUAUAGGAACCAAGAUUGACCCCACCAUGUGCGGAGCAGACAAACUUGUGGGUCAGAUGCUGGGGGCUGUCGGAGCUCUUCCGGAGAUUUACACCUAGUUGGAGUUUUCUUACCAUCUAGUUGGAGUUUUCUUAGUUUUGC
Notodromas monacha is the source of this 1427-nucleotide messenger RNA. The record is from the annotation of a GenBank genome assembly. Lineage: Eukaryota; Metazoa; Arthropoda; Ostracoda; Podocopida; Cyprididae.